CAAUCCCAAUUAAUCAGUGAGUGACAGCUGCCCAAUGGCGAACCCCGGCUUUCCCAUCCUGUGAAAGAGGGGGUGGCUAUAUCUCCACCGCUGCCUGAGGAAUGUCAACUAUUCAACAUGGAGACGGCGGUUACCAGGCUUGAGACCAUGGGCCCCUUUUGUAUGGGGGAAGGAAGGCAGAGCUGUCCUGAAACUGAUCCGUGCUCUCAUCUGGUUGAGAGUGGGAAAAGCUCACUUGGGCCGUUCCAGAAGGCAGAAUCUGAUCUGGAUUACAUUCAACACAAAUUGGAGUUUGAAAUAUUGAAAAACCUUCCUGAUAAUCCAUCAGCAGAGGAAAAUCCAGUGACUCUCUUAGAGAAACUCUCAGUACUGAAGUCACGUUAUAAAAUGUUAUGUGCGCAGCUGGAAGAAAUUUCCAAAGAGCAAAAAGAGUCUAUGGGGUGUAUUCAUGCUACUUUAGAAAACACUAUGAAGAUGGUGCAGGCACUACAGCGACACACUGAUCUUGAGCUUUCACCUCUGUCUGAAGAAGAACAGACUGCAGCACAACAGUUAGCAUGUAAAACUGUUAAAAUAACAGAUCCACCACUGGAAGAGCCACUGUGUUCAGUGUCUACAGUUCCUAUUCCAGAUGGGGAACCACAAUUCAAACCCGUGACUAAGGAGAUGUUUAUGGCUAUACCAAGGAUUAUCAGAAGUACUGUUAAAUUAGUGGACCUGAACAGCUUUUACAGGGACUUAUUUAACUACUUUGUUCCAAAUGGCAACAGAGCAGCAUUGAGUGUUGCACAGAUGAACAAGAUGAAUAUGAAAGCCACCAAUUCCAGGCUACAAAUCCUGAAAGAACUUUCCAUUGUAGAAAUUGACAAACAAGGAAAUGCUAAGUUAAUUGUGUAAAUUUAAGCCUAAAUGAACGAAUCAUAAUUUGAUAGAAGGAAUUUGGGUGCAGCUCCUGGCGUAUUGGAAGACAAAUAGUUCUCUGUUUAUAAAAAUGAUACAUAUUGUGAAAAUUUGUUGUUAAUGUGACUGUAUUAGGAUUCUCUUUGUAAUACCGAAUUGUGAAUUAAAAAGCAUAUAACAAGUUUUCUAAAU
Chelonoidis abingdonii (Abingdon island giant tortoise) is the source of this 1092-nucleotide messenger RNA. RefSeq names its product spindle and kinetochore associated complex subunit 2 (gene SKA2). The record is from RefSeq and is a predicted model, not a curated record. Gene Ontology annotation, cellular component: spindle microtubule; outer kinetochore. Gene Ontology annotation, molecular function: microtubule binding. Gene Ontology annotation, biological process: cell division; mitotic cell cycle; chromosome segregation. NCBI's taxonomy places the organism in Eukaryota, Metazoa, Chordata, Testudines, Testudinidae.